Lodderomyces theae is the source of this 1020-nucleotide messenger RNA. Its product is annotated as NADPH:quinone reductase. The record is from RefSeq and is a predicted model, not a curated record. Lineage: Eukaryota; Fungi; Ascomycota; Pichiomycetes; Serinales; Debaryomycetaceae. Gene Ontology annotation, cellular component: cytoplasm. Gene Ontology annotation, biological process: cellular response to oxidative stress. Gene Ontology annotation, molecular function: zinc ion binding; quinone reductase (NADPH) activity. The coding region runs from base 1 to 1020 and encodes 339 amino acids. The transcript has a single exon.
AUGUCACAUACACUUCCCAAGACCCAAAAAGUCAUAUUGAUCAACGAUAUUGGUGACUUCGAUAAAAUCCAAUACGUCACCGACUUCCCCACCCCCACGAUUGCAUCCGACAAGGACAUAAUUGUCAAGAAUGCCUACUCCGGUAUCAAUUUUAUCGAAGCAUACUUCAGAAAGGGCGUGUAUCCACUCCCAGCGAAGCCGUAUGUGUUUGGAAGAGAAGCCAGCGGAGAAGUUGUCGCCGUGGGCUCGAGCGUAUCCAAUUUGAAAGUGGGCGACAAGAUUGCCUACUUGUCGCCAAGUACAUUUGCCCAAUACACCAAGAUUACAGAUGCACACAUCCAGUAUGUCAAGUUACCCUCACUGGUCUCCGACAAGGAUUUGGAGGUUUACGGAUCACUCUUGUUGCAAGGGUUGACUGCAUUGACGUUUAUUAAUGAGGCGUACAAGGUUGAAAAGGGCGAUUUUGUCCUCGUUUGGGCCGCUGCUGGGGGUGUAGGUAAGAUUUUGGUGCAAUUGAUUUCGCAAUUGGGCGCACAUGUGAUUGCUGUUGCGUCAACUAAAGAGAAGUUGGAGUUGGCUAAAUCAUUUGGAGCUGAGUACUUGAUUGAUGCAAAUAGUGACGAUAUUGAUAACCAAGUUGACAAAAUUACCAAUGGGAAAGGUGUUGCCGCGUCUUUUGAUUCUGUGGGUAAGGACACGUUCUACACGAGUUUGAACUCGUUGGCUAGAAAGGGGACUUUUGUCAGUUAUGGAAACUCUUCUGGUCCAGUUACACCAUUCCCCUUGGCGUUGUUGUCUCCCAAGAACGUCAAGCUCUUGAGACCGCUGUUGAAUGCGUAUAUCUACACACCGGAGGAAUGGCAACAUUACUCGAAAUGGUUGGUGGAUUUGUAUCAACUGGGUAAGUUGAAGUUCGAUAUCUACAAAGUUUACGAUUUGAAGGAUUAUAAGCAAGCAGCACAAGACUUGGAAGGUAGGAAAACUCAUGGCAAAUUGACAUUGAAGAUUCCUCAAGAGUGA